CCGCGUCGCGAUAGGCACAUCUUUCGCGCCUGUCGUCUGCCCAACUACCGGCAUCAACAUUACUCGAGACCCCCAUUUCUCGCGCCAUCGGCGCCGUCAGCCUCUUCCAUAUUCACUUAGAAUAGAUUUUUCCAUGAUAAAAAUCUCGGUUAUGAUCUUCCAAAUCGGAACUAAAUCUGAGGAGAAGAUGUUUAAUGAUGUUUUCAGGAGGUGCAAGUGAUUAACAGUGCAGUGAGUGCUGGAUUACAAAUAUACAUUUAAAACAUAGAUUGUACUUAUUGAUACCAGUUGGUACAUUACAGUAACUGAUGAUUACUUAUUGCAUGUGGAAUUUUUUUGAGGAAGUGUACUUGGGAACCAGAAAAAGAGAUAGAAAGGAGUUGUAGAAAAGUUGGAGAGGUCAAGUACGCUAGGGAGAUAAAGAUAGCAAAUUUGUUAAAGGUUGGAGAAGUUUAAGAAGGACAAUAAGGAUUAUUCAUAAAGAGGCUUUUUGUGUUGAAUAAUUACAGAAUCAGAAGAGAAAGUUCCGUUAAAAAAAGGCAAUCAUUAAAUAUUUAAGUAAUUAUUAAAGAGAGAAAUCUUAUUUAAAAAAGGUCUAAAUCAGGUAACAAAUCCAUAUCUUGAAGAGAUUAAGGGACGACAAUAGACUCAGAAGAUUUGCGAUCAGUUUUGUUAGGCUAAGGAUCAAGACUUUUCAAGAAUAAGAAAGAUUUAAUGGAAGAUAAUUGGAGUUUUUCAUAAGAUGAAAGGGGUUCUAAUGCCUCAAACUGCUGAACAAUAAGUAUUAUAAUUGGAUAGAAUAGGACAUAAAACGAUGACUCCAGAUCAUGGAUGGCAUUACAUCUCUCAAGGACUGACUUCUACAGGAAAAAAUCUUGUCUCUGAAAGGAUAAUUGUUGUAUCAAUAAGAAGAAUUGUAGACGUGGUGAAGAUGUUCUAGAAAUUGCAAAAUCUGUAAUUGCAACUUCUGUCAGUAUCGUUUGAAAGAAACACUACUGAAAUAACGAUAAAAAUCGACAUAAGUAAAUCCUCAACAACUUAAGGACUUACUAAGGAUUCCCUUAGAGCUCUCAAGGAGGGAAUUUAAACUCCUUCAGUGAAGCCUUGUCUAAUCGUUUUCCUCAAGAAUCAAGAAAAUCUGAAGAAGCUACAUUAAUACUGGGAUUUGAGUCCUAACAGUAACCAGACUUGCUGCUUGUGCUGAAAGAAAAACCAGGAUUUUGAAAACUUAAUAAGAGAAGGAAAACUAAUGGUAAUGAAAAUCAAUAUUGUCAAACUAGUUACAACUAAUCAAGAUACGAUCCAGAAUUACAAAGAAAAGCACAGGAAACUGAUCCAAAUUAGUUAUGAUUCAAAAAUCUGAUACCGAUUACGAAUAAACUGAUCAAAAUCAAAGGGGUGAAAAGGAUUCGAGUCGGGGUGAUUUUCGUUAGAGUUAGACAGUAGUGAGAGCCAAGACGGUGGAAUCGUCUUGGUCUCGUUGGGCUUACACUCCGGUCGGUAACCGAACGGGGAAGCCCGUAAGAUCCGCGAAGGUUGUGCAACAAGUUAGGAGAGGGUUGCCUCCACCACCGCGAUGUGAUAUGGAUAUCCUAGCAGUAGCCUGCGCUCUCGUAGCGACGGCCCUGUACUUCAACACCCUUUACGCAGGAUUCGUCUACGACGAUCGGAGGGCAAUUUUGACGAAUCCAGACUUAAAACCAACUACAUCAUGGUACAAGCUUUUGGAGAACGAUUUUUGGGGAACCCCCUUACGAGAGAGAAGUUCUCACGGUAGUUACAGGCCACUUUGUGUAGCUACAUUCAGACUCAAUUAUCUACUUGGUGGUCUUGAACCUCUAGGUUAUCAUCUCGUAAAUGUCAUUCUUCAUGCAGCUUGUACAGCACUUGUUGUCAGGAUAGCAAAAAAGGUUCUGCCAGGGCGUAUGUUGGCCCAAGCCAUUGCUGGUUUACUUUUUGCUGUACAUCCGAUCCACAGCGAAGCAGUGGCUGGUAUCGUUGGUCGAGCAGAUCUCUUGGCUUGCCUCUUUACUCAAACAGCUUUCCUAGCGUACACAGCACAUUGUGAACAAACAAGAUCAAUUCUAUCACUAAUUCUCACCUUAGUUUCUGCAACGUUAGCUACCCUGGCUAAGGAAACUGGAAUAUCAUCACUGGCGCUCUGUCUCCUGUGGGAAUUCUGUCACAACGAGCCAAACAUUCGCAAGAUCCCAUCCACAGGCAAUGGCAAAUGGAGAAGCUCGACAAUCCUCGCCGGAAGUUUGGCAAUGUUAACACUUGGAAGACUAAGGAUCAGUGGUGGCAGAGUUCCUGAAUUUGCAAGUGCUGACAAUCCCGUAGCUCGACAUCCCUCGAGACUUACCCGAGGCCUUACAUUCCUUUACCUACCCGCAGCAAGUGUCAGAAUGCUCCUCUGUCCCAGCACACUAAGUUUCGAUUGGUCUAUGGAUGCUGUGCCAAGGAUAACCAGCUUACGAGACUCAAGAAACCUUGAAUCCGUCUGCCUUUAUGCAGCUUUGGGCACUGCGACCCUCUGGGCAGUUCGUCGAGUACGUCGUUCUAGAGGAAGGGCCCGAUCAAGGUCGCGGACGACCUUCGAACUGUCUUCCUACUCAAUGUCUACCGCCUUCUGGUCUUCGACAUCUAGAUGUCCGGUUUGUGCUGGAAGAAGGACAGGAGCCUGUCACACAGAUGGUUGCAGGGCUGCCAAUAAUAAUAAUGGUCCUGUCAAUGAAUGUCACUGUCUAAAGAAAAAAGCAGCUCCUGGGUAUUCCUGUUCGACCCCUUCUUCUCUUCUUGUUAUCAUCGGAUUUUUAGUGCUUCCCUUCCUCCCAGCUAGCAAUCUGUUCUUCUAUGUGGGAUUUGUGAUCGCCGAGAGAAUCCUUUAUCUUCCGAGUGUCGGAGCCUGCUUGGCCAUUGGAGCUGGCAUUUCUGGAACUUAUGGGAUUGCAAGAAAAUCCGGAUUUGGGAAAGUAGCGAAAGGAAUUUUAGUAGCGACGACAGUAUUUUUGGGCCUAAUGUCUGCGAGGACUCUUCUGAGAAAUGUUGAUUGGUUUGAUGAGGAGAGCCUCUAUCGAUCUGCGUUGCGAGUCAAUCCACCAAAAGCUUAUGGAAACUUGGGAAGUGUGCUUAGUGCUCAAGGAAGAGUUGCUGAAGCUGAAGAAGCAUUCGUACACGCUCUUCGAUAUCGACCAAAUAUGGCCGACGUCCACUAUAAUCUGGGGAUAUUACAACAAGGAAGACGGAACUACGAGGAGGCCAUUCUCAGCUACCAGAGGGCGAUUCACUUUCGGCCUUCUUUAGCCCAAGCUUAUGUGAAUCUUGGAGCAGCUUUAGCCUCAGUUGGUCGUGGAACGGAAGCAGCUGCGGUUUUGCGCGCUGGUGCGUCUUUAGACGGUUCCGGUCUGAAGGACAGAAGGGCUCACGAAGCUGCCAGAGUACAAGCAUUGUUGCAACUUGGCGCCCUCUAUGCGGAUCAAGGGAGAUUACAGAGGGCCUUAUCUGCAUACAGAGAAGCGCUACGUGCACUUCCGGAUCAUUAUCCGCCUCAGAGCGUCUACAAUUUACUGGGUGAGACGUUGUCGAGACUGCAGCAGUACGCGGAGGCUGAGAAGUGGUUUCAGGCGAGUUUAGCCAGUCAGCCAGACCACGUGCCUGCCCACAUCACUUACGGGAAGCUCCUGGCACGAAACUCCAGUCGUGUUUUGGAAGCAGAGAGGUGGUUCCUGCGCGCCAGGAGAUUAGCUCCAGAAGACCCCAGCGUACAUUAUCAUUACGGUCUUUUCUUAACGUCACAAGGGCGUUUGGCAGAGGCAGCCGAGGAGCAAUUACGUGCCGCCGAGUUGUCCCGAUCAGAUUACGAUCUAGCAGUGGCCGCAGCGUCGGCCCUGCGACGAGUGGAUCGUCGCGAGGAGGCUGAGCUUUGGUACAGGCACGCAAUGGGUCUGAGGCCCCAUGAGGCCCGAAGUCACACGAACCUAGGAGCCAUUUUGCAUCUCAACGGCAAAUAUAAACAAGCAGAAGCAGCAUACCGAGAGGCCUUAAGGUUGCAACCAGGUGACGCCACAACCAUGACGAACCUUCACAAACUCGCCGCUCUUCUUGCGUGACCCAAAAAGGGCCAAAAAUUCCGACGCUUUCCACGUCCUCUAGAAACUCUUCCUCCCCUCUUCUAUGUCGAGAAGAACAAAGAGCGCAAAGAGUUUCAAUGACAGGGAAAAAAUCCUCCCUCGUUUCUCGUGCAAGAGAAAUCGAUAUCCGUUGAUAUUCUGAUACAUAAAAGCAAACGGAAUAGAGAACGGAAUCUUCAUCCGCGGAAUUGCCGUCGUCACUGAUCGUCUAAGACAGCCGAUGUAUGGAAUGUAAAGAAUAAAGCUUCCUUUAUUUUUCUCUAAAUAUAAUCUGACUUUC
Belonocnema kinseyi is the source of this 4410-nucleotide messenger RNA. It is a transcript of the gene Tmtc2, whose product is annotated as protein O-mannosyl-transferase TMTC2. The transcript is spliced from 10 exons. Gene Ontology annotation, biological process: protein O-linked glycosylation via mannose. Lineage: Eukaryota; Metazoa; Arthropoda; Insecta; Hymenoptera; Cynipidae. Gene Ontology annotation, molecular function: protein binding; mannosyltransferase activity. Gene Ontology annotation, cellular component: endoplasmic reticulum membrane. The record is from RefSeq and is a predicted model, not a curated record. The coding region runs from base 1584 to 4109 and encodes 841 amino acids.